AUGGCGAGCAGCAUAGUCGGGGGCAAGUACGAGCUGCUUCGGAAGGUCGGGGCCGGCUCUUUCGGGGACAUCUACCUGGCCAUCAACAUCACGAAUGGCGAGGAGGUGGCCGUGAAGCUGGAGUCCCAGAAGGCCAAGCACCCGCAGCUGCUGUACGAGAGUAAGCUGUACAAGGUGCUGCAGGGAGGGGUGGGCAUCCCCCAUAUGCGCUGGUACGGCCAGGAGAAAGACUAUAACGUCCUUGUCAUGGACCUCCUGGGGCCUAGCCUGGAGGACCUCUUCAAUUUCUGCUCGCGCAGAUUCACCAUGAAAACCGUGCUCAUGCUGGCCGACCAGAUGAUUAGCAGGAUUGAAUAUGUGCAUACCAAGAAUUUCAUCCAUAGGGACAUUAAGCCGGAUAAUUUCCUGAUGGGGAUCGGGCCUCACUGCAACAAGCUGUUCCUCAUUGACUUUGGACUGGCCAAAAAGUACCGAGACAACAGAACAAGGCAGCACAUUCCCUACAGGGAAGAUAAGAACCUCACUGGCACUGCCCGGUAUGCCAGCAUCAAUGCCCACCUUGGCAUCGAGCAGAGCCGUCGUGAUGACAUGGAAUCCCUGGGCUAUGUGCUGAUGUAUUUCAACAAAAGCAGCCUGCCCUGGCAAGGCCUAAAGGCUGCCACCAAGAAGCAGAAGUAUGAAAAGAUCAGUGAGAAAAAGAUGUCCACCCCUGUGGAAGUCCUCUGCCAGGGGUUCCCAGCAGAAUUCGCCAUGUAUCUCAACUACUGCCGUGAUCUUUGCUUCGAAGAGGCUCCUGAUUACAUGUACCUGAGGCAGCUGUUUCGCAUUCUUUUCAGAACUCUGAACCACCAGUACGACUACACAUUCGACUGGACAAUGCUAAAGCAGAAAAUGACCUAAAGGACUGGCUCUCGGUUAGUGGGUUCGGGUUCGCAGAUCCCCUGAGGACCCCACAGAGAAACAUAUGAAGUAGAGCAGAUGAUCAGAGCAGAUCGUGUUACUCCCUCUCAAUGUAGACAUUAAAGUUCACGUGUACACUUGCCAGUGGUUGUAACCAUUUAUUUGGUGUAAAGAUCUUAAUUUCAGUAUAAACUGCCUCUGAUCCAACAUUCAGAGUUGUAGCUGCUGUGUUUGUGAAUAUUAACUGACAUAGUGAAACAUGAUGUUCCGUUUUCUAUUGCAUUUUUCGGGGAGGGGGGGAAAUGUUUAACUAAAUGGUUGACACACAACAGUGGUGAGAAAUUGUGUAUAUGCCAAUUUUUUUGUUACUGUCUGUUCUGAUCCAAUCCUAACCCUAAAUUGUGCUUUGAAAUCUUGUUUCAAAAGAAUGGCAUGAACAGUUUUCAACCAUGGGUCGUGAUCAUUGUAAAUGCUACAAUUGUACACUUGUGAAGUUUUGUUCUGUUUCUUCCUCCCUGGGGUUUGACUAUUGUAAACUUAAACAUUCUUAAAUCUGUUGGCUUCUAUGUGCAAGGCAGCUGACAAGGCAGUAACCAAAGAUUCCAGUUCUAAGUAUCUGAAAGACUCUGCCUGCUUAAUGUGCUAGAUAUAACAUCAUCUAAAUGAAAACUUAAAAAAUAUCUUAGUGACAACUACUAGAUUAUCUGUAGUGCUCUGCAUUAACUAUAAUGUUCUUGGUAUUCAAAAAGAAAAAUAGCCUCUUUGUCACAACAUCUUAUGAAUCUGUAUGUAAGUUGCUGAUAUAGAUGUAAUCCCUGUAAACAUCUCUAUGACCCAGAAUUUUGUUCCUAUGUUGAAAUGAGAGAUGUUUUGUUUCCAAGUUCAUUAAAAAC
This is a messenger RNA of Gracilinanus agilis (Agile Gracile Mouse Opossum), 1793 nucleotides long. Its product is annotated as casein kinase I-like. Bases 1 to 900 code for a protein of 299 amino acids. Gene Ontology annotation, biological process: peptidyl-serine phosphorylation; signal transduction; negative regulation of canonical Wnt signaling pathway. Gene Ontology annotation, molecular function: protein serine/threonine kinase activity; ATP binding. Gene Ontology annotation, cellular component: cytoplasm; nucleus. The record is from RefSeq and is a predicted model, not a curated record. NCBI's taxonomy places the organism in Eukaryota, Metazoa, Chordata, Mammalia, Didelphimorphia, Didelphidae. The transcript has a single exon.